This is a messenger RNA of Periconia digitata, 1119 nucleotides long. The record is from the annotation of a GenBank genome assembly. Lineage: Eukaryota; Fungi; Ascomycota; Dothideomycetes; Pleosporales; Periconiaceae.
CGCUUUAGUGCAACUAUAACCGCCUCGGUAAUCAUUCCGAAGUUGAUUCCUAAUGCUCCGAUCGAAGACUCCCACUCUCACAACACACAACACAAUCAAGCCCGACUCUCCCUUUUCUUUUUUACUCUCCUUGCAUAUUUUCCGCACCCUCUAGGAUAUAUGCCUGGUCGGACCAUUGCAUCCCUCGCGCAAAGAACCCGCCGUACCAACGAUCCCACCCUCACCCACCACCACCGCAUCAUGGCUCAAGCCCCCGCGCCGAAGCGCCCUAUAAAGGUAUUGAUGCUUCACGGCUUCACGCAGUCCGGCCCCUCGUUCCACGCCAAAACGCGCGCGCUGGAAAAAAACCUGCACAAGGCGUUUCCGGCGGGGAUAUCGCUCACGUACUUGACCGCCCCGCACCGCCUCGCUCCAACAGAUAUCCCCUUCGCGCUCCCCUCGCAAGCAACCGCAGACACGCACGCCGCCCCAGAAGAAAUCGAAGCAUUCGGCUGGUGGCGCAAGAAAACGCUUCCGCAGGCCGCGGCCGCAGGCACCAACGCAGAUGACGAGCUGGUGUACGAGGGCCUCGAAGCGGGGCUCGCGACGGUCGCGGGGACGCUGGCAUCGCAGGGCCCGUUUGACGGCGUGAUCGGGUUCUCGCAGGGCGCGGCAUGUGCGGCGAUGGUGGCAGCGCUGCUAGAGCCCGGGCGGCGCGAGGCGUUUGCCGCGCAGCGAGCGCGACACAGCUCGAGCAUGGAGUAUCCUUCGUCGUUUGCGGAGCUCGAGCAUGCGCCGCUGAAGUUUGCGGUUGCGUACUCGGGGUUCGUUGCGCGCGGGGGCGAGCGGUAUAAGGGGUUUUACGAGCCUAGGAUUGCGACGCCGUCGAUGCAUUUCUUGGGGACGUUGGAUGCGGUUGUUGAUGAGGGGAAGAGUUUGGCGCUUGCGGCUGCUUGCGAGGGGACUGGCGAUGGGUCGGGGAGGGUCGUCUAUCACCCUGGGGGGCAUUUCUUGCCGAGUAGUCAGAAGGCGUAUGUCAGUGCUUUGAUUGGGUUCAUGAAGGAGAUCCUGGCAAAGGCCGAGCAUGGAGAGAAAGAGAAGGAGGAGGAGAGUGUAGAGGAUAUGGACAUGCCGUUUUGA